This is a messenger RNA of Recurvomyces mirabilis, 3222 nucleotides long. RefSeq lists its product as uncharacterized. The record is from RefSeq and is a predicted model, not a curated record. The transcript has a single exon. The coding region runs from base 1 to 3222 and encodes 1073 amino acids. Lineage: Eukaryota; Fungi; Ascomycota; Dothideomycetes; Mycosphaerellales; Teratosphaeriaceae.
AUGAGUGCACGCGCGCCGACCACGUCGAGGGGUCCUCAGAGCUAUAGCUACAACAAACUCCAAAACAGACAAUGGUCGCGCAUCGUGAGGCUAUGGCCGGCGCCAGAACGUCAGGUCGACAUUGACUGCGAGAUCAUCGAGCUUCCGUCACUCAAGCGGAGUACCACGCAGAGUGAUGCAGAUCCUACCAGCAAUGUCCCAGCCACUGGACAGGCUACCAAAGUUAUCAAGGGCCUUCCAGGUUACGACGCACUCUCGUGGUACUGGGGCGAGAACAAGAAGGACCGUCACAUUCGAAUCCACGUCGCGGACGAAGCACGCGAGUUCCCAUUGUCGCAGCAUCUGUACGAUGCACUGCACUCCCUGCGUGACAAGUACAAAUCCAGAUAUCUCUGGGUAGACUCACUCUGCAUCGACCAAGAUAAUGUCGAGGAGCGAAAUCAACAGGUGCCUCGCAUGAGUGAAAUAUAUGGAGACGCUGACAAUGUAUGCAUCUGGCUCGGUGUCGCCACCGCAGAGUCGACGGAAGCAUUGAGAUUCGUCAAGAACGAGCUCAAAAUACCAUGGAAGCUGGGUGAGGUGUGGAGGUCGGCACGUCACCAUGGAUCGUGGGUGGCGCUACUGGAGCUGAUGAAACGCGACUGGUUUUCAAGAAGAUGGGUUGUCCAGGAGGUCGCUCUCGCCAAGAAAGCGACCAUCCAUUGCGGGCGGAACUGGGUUAGAUGGUCUGACUUCGAAACCGCGGUUUCAAUCUUCGUCGAGCUCGAGAUGGCCACGAGAAGGCUACCCGCUGUACCACGCGCAGACCACACGGCUCUCAGCGCUGCCGAAGAUAGAAGCACUUUCAAGAGUGUGCCCAAUGCGGGCGCCAGUAUCCUUGUGGAUAUUACCAGCCGUCUGUUACGCAAGACCGUAGCCGGAGUCCAUCAACGAUCUAUUUCACUGGAGGAAUUAGUGGCGAAGCUGGCUGCUCAGGAGACCAGCGAACCUCGCGACAUCAUAUAUGCACUGUUGGCUUUGGCCAAAGACACUCAGCCAUCCUUGGAAGGCAUCGCGACGCAGAUGGAUGGAAACGACGGUCUAGAGCUGACUCCAGCUCAGCAGAAAUCAUUACAGCUUAUUGCUCGUCUGAUCCCCAACCCUACGCGCAGACGCUACGUCGUUGAGUACAAGCAGCCAAUUGUUAAUGUCUAUCAGCAAUUCAUCGCCUUCUCGCUAUCGCAAGCCGAUCCCACACGUGCGCUUGACGUCAUCCUACGACCUUUUGCCAGGACGUUCAAGGAGUCCCAGAACUAUACUUUCGACAAAGAUGCCAUGACGCAAUUUCGGGAGUCGGGAAACGUUGAUGUAGAGAUACGCCUACCAUCGUGGAUCCCAAAUGCCAAGCACUUGCCCUUCCAGCCAUUGCUCCGCCGAAGACAGACGCUUGAAGACACCGGCUCAAGUGAUCAGAUUUUUAUCCACUCUGUGGAGCGCCAAAAAGGCGAGUCUUUUGUCGGAGCACCAGGAUCAAGACAGACGAGCUAUUGUGCAGCUGGCACUCGAGCUUACGACAGGAACAAAGUACGCUUCCGCAAACGAUCCGACCACUUCAGUCUGUUUGCGGAAGGCUUCAUCCUAGACACGAUCUCCGUGGUCGAGGGCCCCGCAAUCAUGGGCAACAUACCCGGCCGGUGGACUACGCGAUGGAAGGAUCGUGUAGCUCAUGACUGGGACACUGUAUGGAAGACAUUAGUAGCCAAUCGCGACAGUGAAGGUCGUAAUCCGCCCCCAUUCUAUGCAUCAGCAUUACUCGCGGCCUUCGAGUACAAUCCUGAGGAUACUAGCUACGAUACCGAGUCGAUAUCCAGAGAAGGCGGAGCAGAGUUGGUUGCCAAAGCCAUGCUACGUGUCAAAGCCACCAUAUAUGAGAGAUGCUUGAUUGAGACAGGCCGUAGAAUGCUGGGACUUGCCAACUCAGAUGUGGAGCCUGAUGAUGUCGUUUGCAUUCUUUAUGGCUGCAGCGUCCCUGUUAUUAUGCGCAGAAGUGCACAGAAAAGCUCAGACGCUAUUGACAAGGAGAAAUUGCAAGAUGAAGCGGAUCAUCGUGAGCGCCUUGUCAGAGUCCGCCCUUUGCUCGAGCGAAUCUUCAAGCGUCGUCGGACACGGCGUGGAGCUGAUCAUGGCAACGAGUCGGUUCUAGGCCAAGCGGAGCUUCCAGCACAUGAAGCUUCAGACACUGCGCCAGCCGGUGGCCAGUCUCCAACCAAUAAUGCUGGCGAAGGCACGACUGACGUUGAUACCCUGCGAGACCAUCGUGUACCCGAUGAGCCGGGAGUAAGCAUCAUUCAUGAUCUCGCCGAUCCAGUGCAGACGGUGGCAGGAGCCUCAGAUGCUCGGGAGCUCGAUCGUCCUGCAGAUGUCGUUGGCGACCACAUGCAGCCACACGCCACCUUGGACAGGAUCCGGACUCAGCUUGUCGAUCGGCCAGCCAUCCUACGGCUGAUAAGCCUACCGGCUUUUGCCUUGCUUGCGGCGCUGUUGCUUGGCGAGCCCAUGGUCGCUUAUAUCGUCACCGCCAUCGCCGGCACACACAUCAUCUACGAUGCCUCGUCGCAGUUCGUCGAAAAUACGUCGCUCGCCACAAUCAUGUCUGUUGGCUCACUGGUCGCAGCUAGUGUCUUGGGCUCGAUCGCGCUGCGAGUGUCUCCGACGAUCUUCUGCUUAAUCUUUGCAGCUAUCGCCUUGCUCUUUCCAGAAAUGUUCCCACCUGGCGUUCUGGAUUUACAACAAGUGCUCGUGCUUUUUAUUGCAUCACUUGUCGUAAUCAAGAGCGAUCUACUCGAUAGGCAGCUACAAAGGGAUGCUUCGGAUGCACAGCAUGACAUUCUGGAGGCUCCCCAUGGUGGAACAGAUAAUUCUGCGGAAGGCAACGGGACCAACAGUCAUAGCAUUGCGAAUGUCCACUCCGACACCACAGCAGCGGAGGCUCAUGUAACGCAGCCAAAGGAGCCAGAUAUAGCGGGCAAUGGCCACGUUCGCAAGCAGUCCCGUCCAGUCAAACCAGCGCCGAAGCCCGAGGAUUCUAAUGCGGAAAUCAAGCCGCCGAAAUACUUCUACACUCUGAUUGGUGAGGCUUACAUACAUGGAAUGAUGGAUGGCGAGGCUAUCGAAUGGCAGAAUGAAACUGCUCUACCGCAGCAUGGGCCACGGGUGCAAGCCGAGAUUUUUGAAAUCAGAUGA